UGGUCGCUGUCUCCCACGGCUCGGAGGAAGUGCACUCAGGCACCGCCUAUAAACUUCCGUUGCUGCUCUAGCCUCUCUCUUUCUGAGCUGAUAGCGCUCCUGCAAACAUGGUGAACGUUCCUAAGACCCGCCGGACAUUCUGCAAGAAAUGUGGGAAGCACCAACCCCACAAGGUGACGCAGUACAAGAAGGGCAAGGAUUCUUUGUAUGCCCAGGGAAAGCGGCGUUAUGACAGGAAACAGAGUGGCUACGGCGGGCAGACUAAGCCCAUUUUCCGCAAAAAGGCUAAAACUACAAAGAAGAUUGUGCUGAGACUGGAGUGCGUUGAGCCCAACUGCAGAUCUAAGAGGAUGCUGGCUAUUAAGAGAUGCAAGCAUUUUGAACUAGGAGGUGACAAGAAGAGAAAGGGCCAAGUGAUCCAGUUCUAAGCUGAUUUUGUUAUGAAGACAAUAAAAUCUUGACCUUUCACCCCCUUUGA
Rattus rattus (black rat) is the source of this 478-nucleotide messenger RNA. It is a transcript of the gene Rpl36a, whose product is annotated as ribosomal protein L36a. The transcript has 6 exons. Gene Ontology annotation, biological process: translation. The record is from RefSeq and is a predicted model, not a curated record. Lineage: Eukaryota; Metazoa; Chordata; Mammalia; Rodentia; Muridae. Gene Ontology annotation, cellular component: ribosome; cytosolic large ribosomal subunit. The coding region runs from base 108 to 428 and encodes 106 amino acids. Gene Ontology annotation, molecular function: structural constituent of ribosome.